GCUUUGGCUCCCAUUUCAUGUUUACUCGUCAAGGAAGUUGUCGUCGCCUUGUUUUUCUCUGAGGAUUGAAAGUAGAAAGGUUUUUAUUGACUUGUGACAUUUAAUGAUGAACUUGCUUUUCUUCUUUCUCCUAGUUGUACAAACACACAGCGUGACGCCUGUGAUUCAUUCACUCGAGUAUUUCACCACUGCAUCCUCUCAAGUUCCAAACUUCCCACAGUUUGUGAGUGUUGGUUAUGUUGACGGAGUUGAGAUUAGUUACUAUGACAGCAACAUCAGGAAAGCAGAAUCCAAACAGGACUGGAUGAACAAAAUCACAGUAGAGGAUCCAGACUACUGGCAGAGACAAACAGAGUACAAUGUUGUUAAUGAACAUAUCUUCAAAGGGAACAUUGAAACAUUUAAGAAGCGUUUCAACCAAACUGGAGGUGUUCACACUUACCAGAGGAUGUCAGGAUGUGAAUGGAAUGAUGAGACUGAAGAGGUGAAAGGUUGGGAGCAGUACAGUUAUGAUGGAGAAGAUUUCAUAUCGUUGGACAUGAAGACAUGGACAUAUACUGCUGCAAAACCACAAGCUUUCCCCUCCAAACUCAAGUGGGACCGGAACGAAUAUCUACUAAACUACAUUAAGCAUUAUUACACUAUGGAAUGUCCUUCUUUCUUGAAGAAGCAUGUGAAGUAUGGGAAGAAGGUCCUAAUGAGAACAGAGCUUCCAGAGGUGUUCCUCCUCCAGAAGACGCCGUCCUCUCCGGUCAGCUGCAUGGCGACAGGUUUCUACCCCCACCUAGCUGACCUGUUUUGGAGGAAAGACGGCGAGCAGAUCUUCGAGGACGUGGAGCACGGAGAGCUCCUCCCCAACCACGACGGAACCUUCCAGCUGUCGGUGGAGCUGAAAGUGGAGGUGACGGCCGAGGUGGAGGGCAAGUACGAAUGUGUGUUCCAGCUGUCUGGCGUAAAGGAGGACCUGGUCACCAAGCUGGAGAGAAGAAGCAUCCUGAGCAACGCAAGCCAUGAAGGCACCGUGAGCGUCAUUGCCACGCUGGCGGUCCUCGCUGUGUUGGUCCUCCUGGCGGCCGGCAUCAUCAUAUCAUACCAUACCAUACCAACUUUAUUCAUCAAGAUCAAGCGUCGCCCAAGCAGACAAGCCGAAUACGAUCCAGCUGGGUCAUGUGAUUUCCCAGGAAAGCCACUGAAGCAUUUACCCAACGUGGCCACAAGGGGCGCUCUCUAGUAAAGGUGACCAGAGUGGUGUCUAGAGGGAGUAUGGACAACCAAACAACAGGCGCCAUCAUUUCCUGAUAUUCUUCUACUUCAGCUCAUAAACUUACAAUCAAAGUGUAUUUUCAGGGCAAUUUAGCGUCCGUAUUUGAUGCAGUAGGCCGCUACAUUCAUGCAGUGUUUAGUCACCAGCAGACUUCUAACACGCUCCCGCCAGCACAAUGUAUGUCAGCAAAUACACAACCACCAAAAAAUGUUCCCCUAAUUUUUCCAAAAUCCUCAUGAGCUUUGAACCAACAAUCAUGGAGAAAUUGUGACUUUUAUGUGAAGUAGGUCAAUUGUGGUGUCUGCUUCCAAUGUAUUGUUUGUAAUCGCUGCACUAUAUGCCUGUCACUUUACUCUUGUUUUUUGAAAUAUUUUACAAAGCUUUUGUGGGAGCAAAAAGUGCAUGGCUUCCUGAUUUUAUGAUCACCAUAUUAUAUUUUUUUACUGCUAUAUAUAUGUUGAUUGAUUGAUUGAUUGAGACUUUGAUUAGUAGAUUGCACAGCGCAGUACAUAUUCCAUGGUAACACCCGAAUAAGUUUUUCAACUUGUUUAAGUCCACUUAAAUUGAUUCAUGAUACAGAUGUAUACUAUCAUCAUAAUACAGUCAACACACAAGAUAAUCAUCAGAGUAUAUACAUUUAAUUAUUUACAUUAUUUACAAUCUGGGGUGUGGGAUGUGGAGGGAUGGAGGGGGUUAGGUUUGGUUGAUAUCAACAUUUCAGUCAUCAACAAUUGCAUCAUCAGAGAAAUGGACAUUGGAACAGUGUAGUACUGACUUGGUAGGAUAUGUACAGCAAGUAGUGGACACAGAGAGAAAGAGAUCAGAAAGCAUAAGAAUAAGUAUCUACAUUUGAUUAUUUACAAUCCAGGGAGGUAGGGUGUGGAAGGGAAGGGAGGGUGUUAGUUUAGGGUUGAAGUUGCCUGGAGGUGUUCUUUUAGUGCGGUUUUGAAGGAGGAUAGAGAUGCCCAUUCUUUUACAUCAGUUUGGAGUGCAUUCCAUAUUGAUGUGGCAUAGAAAGAGAAUGAGUUAAGACCUUUGUUAGAUCGGAAUCUGGGUUUAACGUGGUUAGUGGAGCUCCCCCUGGUGUUGUGGGUAUGGCGGUUAAGGAAGUAGUUUGACAUGUACUUCGGUAUCAGGGAGGUGUAGCAGAUUUUAUAGACUAGGCUCAGUGCAAGUUGUUUAACUCUGUCCUACACCCUGAGCCAGUAUACAUAUAUAUAUA
This is a messenger RNA of Entelurus aequoreus (snake pipefish), 2486 nucleotides long. Its product is annotated as major histocompatibility complex class I-related gene protein-like. NCBI's taxonomy places the organism in Eukaryota, Metazoa, Chordata, Actinopteri, Syngnathiformes, Syngnathidae. The transcript is spliced from 7 exons. Gene Ontology annotation, cellular component: external side of plasma membrane. Bases 104 to 1231 code for a protein of 375 amino acids. The record is from RefSeq and is a predicted model, not a curated record. Gene Ontology annotation, biological process: immune response.